AGUUUAGAGGAAGCACAAGCAAGAUCAAGGUCCGGAGUACCUGCUCCAACAUCUGACAGUCAUAAUUCAUCCUUGUCCUCGGAAUCCGGAGUCAAACUUCGAGAAUCGAGCGAUCGACAUUCAUCAACAGACAGAAGGCGUAGAUCAUACGGAGAUUUCUCGCAGAAGCGUCGAAACCGACAUAUCACGAUAAGCCGACUUGUUUCCGAUCAAACAACUAACGAACAAAACGGGGAAUUGAGUGAAAAAGAAUCUCGCAGAAAAUCUUCCCAAAUCUAAACCUCUUUCUUCUGUGUGAAAAUUAACAAAUAUCAGCGCGAAUAAUUACUGACAAUCAAAGUAGAGUCUUCUCUUGUAGUUCUUUUUACUUUCUUUUCCUCUUUUUCACAAAAUGCUUUUAUAUUUGAUAACAGCAUUUUUUUAAUCCAGUGGCCUUAUUAUGCAAUGUAAUUUAUAGUUUCAAAGGCAGUUUAAAGAUAGUACACUGCAUGGUGUUUAUACUAACUAUAGUUAAUACUAAUACAGCAUGAACUUUCACAUUGUUUGCCUUUUCCAGUGAUUUUAAAGGACCAAAAUAAUUUAAUAACGCUGUUUUACACAGUAUUUCUGCCAGAGUAGAAACAAGUAGCUAAAAAUAAUUUGCGUUCUUUAAAAUUUUGGUUCACUCACUUAUCUUUAAAAACUACACUGGUUGUGCUGCAUGGAAUAAAUGUAUGAGAAUAUUGCAUGUUUUACGUGUGUGUGUGUGUGUGUGCCAAAGCAUUUUACUUUGUGAUCUUUCUAACUGCAUGCUACUUUGUUACUUUACUAAUGAUCUGCGAGAUCAGACUAUCCGAACCACUGUUGAAACGAAGCCAGAAGAAACCACUGCCCGCCUUUAUAUCAAGCACCCCGAAAAUAAUCAGAAAGCAAGUGCACGGUAGUACCCAUGCAAGCAUACACCACCCACCAACAGACAUCACCCAUUCACCAGACACCCCAUCUCACCACACACCUGGUUGGAAAGUUAAACUUGGAAGUUUGCUUCGGAAAUCUAACAACGCAAAUGUUAUACGUCAAUCAUCGUUGCGUCGAACACAAAGUGAUGAUUCGCUGGUUUCUUCCGGGUCGCAACAAAAGUUGUCUGAAAAUCUGAUGACUCUGGGAAAUAUCCGAUCUUCGCUGAGUCAUGCUACAUCCUGCGAGCAGGAAGGGCUCAGUGAUAGGUUAUUCCCCGAGCCCCAGGUUCGCCACCCCAACGCCCCAACAUCUGGUCCCUCCCCCGUCCCAAUGAGGUCCCGGGGCCCCGAUAAUCGUAGACACGCCCACCAAAACCAGCCACGCCCCACUGGUGUAUAUACGGACGAUCAUCAUGAGUUUAAAUCUCCAGAUACUUUCCAAAUCAAAUUUAAACAAGUUAAACUAAGGCAUUCAAAAGAUCCAUCUCCAGCCACUGAAGUUAUUCGUAGCAGUAGCCCAUUCUCGGGGUUGGCAUCUGACUUUCCUGGGGUUAUGGGUGAAGGGGGGUUGGGGUUCGACCCUCUUAAUUAUCGACCAGCUGCUAUGAUUUCCCCACAAGCAGAUGUGAUGACACCAACAACAAGAACUCCCGACAACAUCAAGACCUGGUCCUCGUCGGAUGAAACCUCUCCACCAGGGGGCAUGCAUCGCACGAUAUCGAUCAAGCGUGUCUCAUCAGUGCAAUCACUUCAUGCAGAACCAAUGUUUGCGGCUGUUUCUAUGAUCAGUUCGCUACAAAACGUAGGUGAUUGUGGAAGCAAUGAUCAAAGAGAUGGAAAAGUUCUUCAGUCUUUACCCGAGACACCAGAAGAAAAUGUUACAGAGAAAAAAUGGAGGAGUCAUGAUUUGCUGGAGACGAAAAAGUCGCCGGGUUUGGAUAAAACUAAAAGUUCUUUAGAUGGUUUGACGGCAGAAGAUUGCUUCAGUGAAACUUCUUCGAGUAAAGUUACAAAACUUGUUUCGAGAAAAACAUCAGCAGCUCAGUUGCUUGGUGUGGUGCCUUAUAGAUCAACGCAGGUCGAUAAUAAUACUGUGGUUAAUGGAAGGUCUUUGCACUUGGAUCUGAAUGAGAAUAUUAAGCAAGCUGAAACUUUAAACGCACAGAGGCAAGAAGAUAACAAAGAUACAAAUGAGAGAAGGUGUAUUCAAUAUCAUACACACAGUGAACCUGGGUUGACGAAGAAGCCUCACUAUGGCUCUCUAAUUGCUUUGGUUGGUUUAAAAACUGAAUCCCAGCCAGGCAGUGCGCAUGGGGGGUAUAUUGAUCAAAAUCAACAGACCUAUACCCACACAAGACAUGCUUCAAUAAAUGAACAUAGUUAUGGUUACAACAGGCCGUAUAGUAACAGACACAACUUUUCUAAACACCGCUCCAGUGCUAAGUCAUCAAGCACAUAUAAGCAUUCACCUCCAAAGUUUGAAUACAGACAAGACGACACAGUGUUUCGCUCACCUAAUACAGUGAUGUACGUAGAAUCAUCAUCUACUCGCAUUUACACUGCAAGGUUGGACACGUUUAAUCCAGAAGGUCGGCAACGAAACGAUUACUGUGAAUACUCCCCACCAAAGAAUCCACACCCUAGUACUUAUCACUCCAGAUCACAAAGUGUGGAUGCUUACAAACCAUGCCAUAAUAAACUAACCCCAGGGUGCAAGCAACCCAGGGGUGAUAACAUACAACCCCCACAACCAUUACCGGCCCCACGAAAACAUUACCGCUCAUACUCAGCGGGCGAUGAUCUCCAAUCUCCCCAACCCUCGUACAAACCAACCCCACUGCCAAGAAACCGGGGUUCAAUAGAAAAUCGCCCAUUUCCGCUUACCCCGGUUUCAAACCCCAUGUUUCACCCAUGGAACCCCACCCCUCGUCUGCCCCAGUAACCCCUAGGGAGUUUCCAAGUGAGUACAUGAAGACCCCACAAAGCUACCCAUCUUCGUACACCAACGAUACAUAUGAGGAUUGGUAUAACAGCAAACCCCACCCACAUUUCUCAGCUUCCACCGACAACUUACACCCACACCCCCAAACCUGUAACCCCAGACCUUCACGAUUAAUUUUCCAUCAAUCCGAAGCAGAAGGUCAAGAUAUUUACUCAAAUAAACUCUGUAAGACACAAUCCUACCCGCAAGACUAUUACCGAGCGUCCUAUGCUGAAGGUACUUCAUAUAACAACGCAACUUACAGCUGCUAUGCUACUGCUUCUAAGUCCUACAUGGAGCCAUUACAAGAUGAAAUAUACAGAAAUCAGACAGCUGCAAAUCACACUGUGUCUCACGUAACAACACCACAACAGCCCACAGGAUUAUCAUGGGUUUAAUAACAUAAGUAAACAUUGUGAAAGCUUUCCAACACUAAACCAAUUAGACAAAGAUUACCAAAAUGUUCACUGUAUUUACUGGUUAAGGCCAUUCUUCAAAUAACCUUCAGCAUGCCUAGCAUGAAUAACAACUUAAUGAGUAUUUAUUUAUUAUUGGUGUAUUUGCACACCAAAUAAAAUUUAAAAGUGUUGGAAAGAAAGCUACGUAGUUUAAAAUCAUACUUAGAUGACACAGUCCUCUGUAAAGAAACAAUUUCUGCAAUUCAUUCUUAUAAUGAUCAAGAGUAUUUCGUAUUUUUUAUUUUUACUUGCAGAACUGUGUUAACAUUUUUAUUUCAUGAUUUCGUUGGGUGCUGUCUGUCUACCUAUUGUUACUGAGUUCAUUAUGCAUCAUGUAUGCUUUUGUUACAUCACAGUUCUUAUAAUAUCAUUCCAGAGCUAAUUAUUAGCACAUAAAGGUACUAGAGUCAUUUUGCACACCUCCAACGCUCACGGUAUUUUAUAUUUCAAAUAUAGUUGCUUUGUUCUGUAACAAUAGCCAAGUUACUAUGGCAACAACACUGAGUUGACUUUGGACAACUUUCUAUUGUUUGUGCUGUUUCGUCACAAUGUCACCUUUGUUCACGCCAUUUUACGCGAUCUUUUCAUUUGCAAUAAUAAAGACACUUAUUGUAGAAUCAGUUUAAA
Molecule: messenger RNA, 4004 nt
Organism: Ciona intestinalis (vase tunicate)
Lineage: Eukaryota; Metazoa; Chordata; Ascidiacea; Phlebobranchia; Cionidae
Source: RefSeq, a predicted model, not a curated record